AGACAAAAUUUUAAAAAUGAUUUUCGGCUCUGAUUUUGACCAAUUUAAAAAAAUAUAUUGAUUUUCGUAAGCGCUUUCUAUGUCUGUAAUAUUUUCGAUUUUUUUACUAUUAAUUCGUUUUUAAUCGUGUAAUUUUCCACAAUGGCAUACAAUUUUGAUAGCGGCCAGUUUAACGAUGCAUCAUCACCCAGGAAGCUUGGUAACUUCGAGGUCCCACGCUGGGCGCCAACUCGCCCUCGUCCAAUGGAAAUGAGGCCUGACUCAAAACCUAUAUGCGACAUUAAUGGACACUUCUUACCUGGUGCACCUAGAGGUACAUCGAAGUGUUUUGGGCACUAUACUGGUACUUGGGACCUGCCUAGAAAGAUAACGAGAGAAGUUGCUGCGGAGUUGCAAAGAGAACCCCCUAAAGGUAGAUUUCCAGAUUGGUUAAAUCUCCGUGUUCAAAGGCCGAAACAAGCAGCCGCUGCCAAGAAAGCAGCGCGCAUGCGUGCUGCGGCACGCGGACAAAAAGUUAAGGCAGAAAAAGAAGAGGCUCCCGAUCCACAGUCCUUCAAACCACGAGUUUGUCCGUUCCAUACGCACCAUAACAAACAAAGCUAUGCCUAAUUGAGGAAAGUACCACAUUAUAUUGUAGAUUUAUAAGCAUUGCACAAAUAUGGCGGACGCAAAAUUAUUGUGAUGUGAUUGUUUUCCGUGACAAUUUAACAGUUAAUGUAUUUUCUUUCAUGUCUGCGCUUUUAAGGAAUCAGACCCUAAAACAGAUCAACAACAGGAACAAAUUAAUGACAAUAAUUCAGAUAAAGUGAAAAAUGAAGACAAUCUAGAAAGUA
Molecule: messenger RNA, 833 nt
Organism: Hyposmocoma kahamanoa
Lineage: Eukaryota; Metazoa; Arthropoda; Insecta; Lepidoptera; Cosmopterigidae
Product: protein Flattop homolog
Exons: 4
Coding region: 142-609 (155 amino acids)
Biological process (GO): cilium organization
Cellular component (GO): ciliary basal body
Source: RefSeq, a predicted model, not a curated record